Capronia epimyces CBS 606.96 is the source of this 171-nucleotide messenger RNA. RefSeq names its product dolichyl-phosphate mannosyltransferase polypeptide 2, regulatory subunit. The transcript has a single exon. Gene Ontology annotation, cellular component: dolichol-phosphate-mannose synthase complex; endoplasmic reticulum membrane. Lineage: Eukaryota; Fungi; Ascomycota; Eurotiomycetes; Chaetothyriales; Herpotrichiellaceae. Gene Ontology annotation, biological process: GPI anchor biosynthetic process. The record is from RefSeq and is a predicted model, not a curated record. Gene Ontology annotation, molecular function: enzyme regulator activity. The annotation marks the transcript as partial.
CCAUUUGUCGACGAUGAUCAUCCACUCCAACGUCUCUUUCCUCCUCGUGUCUGGGCUAUUCGAAUCCCCGUCAUCAUCACCCUGUUUGGGUCGGCUGUUGUUGGAACUUUCCUUGCCCUGGUUCUGAUUAGAAGCAACCGAAAGAAGGCGGCAAAGGCCAGAGCAGCGGCG